AUGAAACAACAAAAAGUAAAUGAUACAUUAAUAAAUAUUUCAAAAAAUUCAUCCGAAAAUGAUUAUGAUAAUGAAGUAAAACCAAAUGCUCGUUCAACACAUUAUUAUCCAUGUGAUCAUUUUGGUAAUCAAAUUAAUUCGGAUAUUUUUAAACAACAUGGACAUUCCGAUGACCACCUACAACAAAUUUCUUCUCUAGAUACAACUGAAGAACCAUCACGUAGUCGUGUUCCAUCAUCAUCAGCAACAACAACAACAACAACACCACGUAUUGAUUUUUAUCCUCGAAGACCAUUACAAAAUACAUCAACAUUAUCAAUAACAACUGAUCAACAACAACGUACAUUUCCACCACAAACAUUAGAAGAAUUUCUUGAACAAGAAUGGGAACUAUCAAGUGAUUUUCUUCUUCAACAAACAAUGCCACAUGACGUAUCAUCAUUAUUAUCUUGUUUAUAUCAAUUCAAAUCAGAGAAUGCUUCAUUACAAAAAAAAUUUGAAGAACUUAAACAUCGUCGAGAUUCACUUCGUGUUACAAACGCUAAUCUUCGACGUCGACUUUCAGAAAUUCUACCAAUUAAUGAUACAAUAUCUUCAUCUACUACAACAACAGCAACAACAAUUAGUCAAGUAUCACCACCAUUACCAUCCUCAUCCUCAUCAUCGUCAUCAGCAGCAGUAUUACCUGCUGUUCCACCAAGUCCACGUAAAGAACAACAACAAUUGAAACAACAAAAACUUCUAGCUGAAUUAGAACUUCAACAACAGUUACAACAACAAAAAGCAAUAUCACCAUCACGUAGACGUUUAUCAACAAAUACAAAUAGUCAAUAUAAUGAGACAUGUCAACAAACAAUUAAAAAAAGUAAAUCACCACGACAAACCAAUGCAUUAACACAUCAGUCACUUCUGGAAAAUCAACUUCGACAAUCAUCCAACAACAAUACUAAUACUACUACUACUACUAAUAAUAAUAAUAAUAAUGUUAAUACAACUAAAAAAUUAAAUAUAACAACAAUACCUAAUAAUAAAAAAGUUAUAUCUUCGGAAGUUGAUAUCCUAUCUCAUCAUCAAUCAACAUCAACAAAUCUUUCAGGAAUUCCAACAACGGGAUCUGCAACAUCAACGACAACAUCAUACGAACAAAUCGAUGUAACAGCAACCGCUGCUGCUGCUGCAUAUGCAUUAGCAAAAAAUGGACGACCACCUACAAAUAAUGGUCUUAGUCUUGAACUUAUUUCACAAAUCCUUGCUGCUAGUGGUACUGCAAUUAGUCCUCAACUUUUUGCACCAACAUGGAAUAUUUCCAAUUUUGGUUAUGCCAAUUUUCCUGGAGCUAAUCCAAUGUCUGUCUCAGAUGAAUCAAUAUUACGUUCCUAUGCUCCAUCGACACAGCCGUCUCUCGAACAACAACAACAACAACCACAACCAUCGACAAAACAACAGCCAUGA
This is a messenger RNA of Rotaria sp. Silwood1, 1452 nucleotides long. NCBI's taxonomy places the organism in Eukaryota, Metazoa, Rotifera, Eurotatoria, Philodinida, Philodinidae. The record is from the annotation of a GenBank genome assembly.